GUAGAGGCGGAAGUUGAUGGGACUGACGCAGAUGGGGGAACCUUGCCUCGAUGGCACUUUCCUGUCCGCGACUCCGCCCCCGCCGGAGGGGCUAGGCUCCGGGAUUCAAGAUGGAGGCGCUGAGUCGAGCUGGGCAGGAGAUGAGCCUGGCGGCCCUGAAGCAACACGACCCUUACAUCACCAGCAUCGCAGACCUCACGGGCCAGGUUGCUCUGUACACCUUCUGCCCCAAGGCCAACCAGUGGGAGAAAACUGAUAUAGAAGGGACCUUAUUUGUAUAUCGAAGGUCAGCUUCCCCUUACCAUGGUUUUACCAUUGUGAAUCGACUAAAUAUGCACAAUCUAGUUGAACCAGUGAAUAAAGAUUUGGAAUUUCAGCUCCAUGAACCAUUUCUUCUGUAUAGAAAUGCAAGCUGUUGAGAAAACAAGAGGCUCAGAGUUGUUUAGGAACCUGCUCAAGAUUCGCAAAGUGUCGAUAUAUAGUAUCUGGUUUUAUGACAAGAAUGACUGUCACCGCAUAGCAAAACUCAUGGCUGAUGUGGUAGAAGAGGAGACACGGCGAUCCCAGCAAGCUGCGCGGGAUAAACAGAGUCCCAGCCAAGCCAAUGGCUGCAGCGACCACAGGCCCAUCGACAUCCUGGAGAUGCUGAGCAGAGCCAAGGAUGAGUAUGAGAGGAAUCAGAUGGGCGACUCAAAUAUCUCCAGCCCUGGGUUACAGCCAAGCACUCAGCUCUCCAAUCUGGGAAGCACUGAGACUCUAGAAGAAACGCCCUCUGGGUCACAAGAUAAGUCUGCUCCAUCUGGACACAAGCAUCUGACGGUAGAAGAGUUAUUUGGAACCUCUUUGCCAAAGGAACAGCCAGCAGUUGUGGGUCUGGAUUCAGAAGAAGUGGAGAGGUUGCCAGGAGAUGCCUCCCAGAAAGAGCCCAAUUCAUUCCUACCAUUUCCCUUUGAGCAGUCAGGAGGAGCCCCUCAAUCAGAAACCCUGGGUGUCCCUUCUGCUGCCCACCACUCAGUCCAGCCUGAAAUCACCACCCCGGUGCUAAUCACUCCAGCCUCCAUCACACAGUCCAAUGAAAAGCAUGCCCCAACCUACACAAUCCCGUUGAGUCCCGUUCUCAGUCCCACUCUGCCAUCUGAAGCUCCUACUACACAGGUUCCCCCCAGCUUACCUCGAAACAGCACCAUGAUGCAGGCAGUGAAGACCACGCCUAGACAGAGGUCUCCACUCCUGAAUCAGCCAGUCCCUGAGCUAAGCCAUGCCGGUCUGAUUGCCAGCCAGAGCCCCUUCCGGGCCCCAUUGAACAUGGCGAACACAGCUGGCACAUCCCUCCCAAGCGUUGAUCUUCUCCAGAAACUCAGGUUGACCCCACAGCAUGACCAAAUACAGACACAACCACUUGGGAAAGGUGCAAUGGUAGCCAGCUUUUCUCCGGCAGCUGGUCAGCUGGCCACACCUGAGAGCUUCAUAGAGCCUCCCUCUAAGACAGCAGCAGCGAGAGCGGCAGCCUCAGCCUCCCUGAGCAACAUGGUGCUUGCUCCCCUUCAGUCUAUGCAGCAGAACCAGGAUCCUGAAGUAUUUGUCCAGCCUAAGGUGUUAUCCAGUGCCAUCCCGGUUGCAGGAGCCCCACUGGUUACUGCAACGACUACUGCAGUGUCUUCAGUCCUGCUGGCCCCAAGUGUUUUCCAGCAGACAGUUACAAGGUCUUCCGAUCUUGAGAGGAAAGCCAGCUCUCCUUCUCCUCUAACUAUUGGAACGCCAGAAAGUCAGAGAAAGCCUUCCAUUAUUCUCAGCAAGUCUCAGCUCCAGGAUACAUUAAUACAUCUCAUAAAGAAUGAUUCCAGCUUCCUCAGUACACUUCAUGAAGUCUACUUGCAGGUGCUGACCAAGAACAAAGACAACCACAACCUAUGACUGGAGCAGAGUAAGUCUAAAGGCAGAGUGCUAACCUCAGAGACAAAUAGGCUUCAUCAUGGAAACUUCUGAGCAGAACAUCGAGUUUGAGAAUCCUGAAAUUGAGCCUAUGAGAAAGAGACUCAUUUCUUAAGAAUGUUUUCCAAGUGACAUUCUCAGUGAUAAUGGAGGUUUCACUGUGAAGCAUCACCAGCAGACCUUUGUUUUGACAAAAAAAAAAAUCAUUGUGUUAAGUUAUGUGGGUGUUUUCAUCAGCUAGGAGCAAGGCUGUGGAAUAAGGAAUCUGAUUCUCAGCUCGCUUUCACUUUCAAGGACUUACAGAGGAGUAGUCACCAGCCUCACAGCAGAAGUUCAGCCUGGCCCCCACCGCUUGCCCCAGCCUACCCCAUAGAAACAGGCUUUGGGCUGACAGUCAAGUUCUAAACAGAGUAGAAGGCAGCUCUGUAAAGUAGCUUCGAGCUUUUAGGACCAGAAUUUAAGCCGGCAAAUUGGGAAUGAUUUCCUCAAGUGAAAUGUAUUUUAUAUGAAUGCCCCAUUUGGGCCUUAAAAGUUGUGAAAUUUCUUAAUAGUGUUUUGUUUUUAAGUGCCCCAGUCCUGCCCCGCAGCAGGCCCCCAGUGCAGCAUUACCGUUUGAAUAGGGCACUGUCAGGCUCUGGUGGUGUGAACACAGGCACGUCACACCUUUGAAGGAAGGCUGGGACUGGGAAUGCCCACAUCCUAUCAGAUCUUCAUUUUAGGUUGAACUCUCCAGUGGUUCUGAAAAUGCUAAGUUUGUGUGUGAAGCACAGCCUUAUUUUCCUUUUCUGUCAUUGUUGAUUGUUUUCCUUAACACUUUGACAAAAGGACCUGUGGACCAAUCUGACAAAGCCAUCCUGGUUCCUUUCCUUGAGUGUACUGAGAAUAGUUUUAAAGCUAUGCAGAAAAGGGAGCUGUUAUUCACACUGCCCUUAUUUUGUUGUAGAAUUAUGGAGUUAAAAGAAAAUGUGAUUCCGAACUCUACCAAUGUAUUCCUAGGCUGUGAGUACUUUCCCAGCCCAAAGUGUGAAAAUAUGUAAAGAAGCUUUGUUAUGCUGCUAUUGAUCUGCCAUGAUUUCUAUUUAUUCUUUUAUAGCAUGUAAUGGUGUUUAGUAAUAUUUUAAUGUAGAUUUUGAUUUAUUUCAGCAAUAGUAAUUUUAAGAUAUUCUUUGAAUGAAAGUGUCUUUGUUUCUAUGAUACAGGUCAUUUUGUAGUAUUUAACCAAUUAAGAUGCACUGCUUACUUUUUAUGAGCACUAUUUAAUGAUGGGGUAAAAACCCAAUUGGCUCAACCAGCUAGCAUAAGGAUUAGCUGUGAAUAAUGCUGACAGAUAUGAUGGUUCCUUGGGAACAAUCAUUUAAGCUUUAAUGGUAACUCAAUCAUAAGUCCAUAGAUUAUUUUUUUCUAGCUGAAAUUCUAGAAAAUUACUUGUGAAUUACAUACUUGUUUUAGUUUGGUCUUAGUUUUUAGCAUAAAGAAUGAUUGGCUUUUGUUGAUCUAAACAUGCUUCCUGGACAGGGUUUCUGCUUCUCAUUUUAGUGUCUUCUAUUGCUGUCUACCUAAUUAUGUGUGAAUUGUGCAGAAUUCAGGGAAGCUUAUAAGUUUUCAUGCUCAAUUAUGAAUAGUUUGUUUUCACAGAUAGUGUGUAAAUUAAGCAACCAAAAAUGAAUUGCUUAUGCAUCAUCUGGGAACGAGAAAGCUAUAGUAGGAUACAGAGUGUUGCUGACACCGAGAGAUGGUGUCCAGGGAGCCACGUGACUUCCAUAAAGUGGACGCACCAGUAGGUGUGAUUGCACCCCAAGUGUGGUCUCAGUGGGCUUUGGUGAACAGACGAAUCAAGGGAUUCUUGAAUUGAAAUUAUGCUUUUGAGUAUGUAAUAUUAUGAGAGAGUUAAGAGAGAAUAUCCUAAAGAGAGUCUGUGAUCAUAUUAAUUUUCACCUUUAAUGCUAGGAAUGGAUAUGAUAGACAGUAAAGAGAAUCUAUGAUAAGGCUUCCUUAGUGUGAAAGUAAACUUAAGUGCCCAAGUCAUGAAGAUUUGAAAAGGGUAAACCUGUUUCACCUCCCAAAUUUAUAUAUUCAAAGCAUUUACUUAAAAUUCAGAAGCCAGAAGUUCAUGUCAUGAUUACCAGGAAGUUCAGGCCAGAAUGAAUCUCUAGAGAAGCCAGGCCAAGCCUGGAUAAUUGCAGUUGGAUGACCCUGGCCCGAAAGUCACAGUUCAGUUGCCUUAUUCCUAGUUCAGGCUUACUAUCUAGAACCUCAUGCUAGCUUAGGUUGCAUGUUUACAUUGCUGCAGUGUCUUUACUGGAAGCUUAGUUGAAUCGAAAUGGACACCGAGAUGGAGAUGCUUCUGGCUAAAUUUCGCAGAACCCCAGGAGACCUGCAUUUAGACCACUCUGUCCAUUUUUGUGCCCACCUCUACCCCCAGGGUCUGAGUGUGGGCUCCAAGAUGAGCAGCCCGGAGCUUGUGGGAGAGGUGUGUCUGGGGCACCACCGGUGGGUGGUACUGCUCUUCUUUUUGUUGUAGUUAAUGUGUUGUCUUUUAAUGGACUCUCACACCUCCCAGACAGCCUUGUUCCCUUAAGGCAGAAGCUCUUCUUCACUGUGUCCCUCCUGGGAUUCAAAAGGUGUGAGAUUUGGCCUGCUUGACUUUGAAUUCAAGUUUUGCAAGUGACUCUCAGUGUCAGAAGCAUUUCAUGCUGUCCACAUGUGAUAUGUCCACAGCUCACCUUCAGAGGCUUAGAUGUAGCCAUCACAGAGAGUGGAAUUUUAUUAAGAACCCAAGUCCCAGCCUGACCAACGUGGUGAAACCUUGUCUCUACUAAAAAUACAAAAAUUAGCCGGGCGUGGUGGCGCACGCCUGUAAUCCCAGCUACUCAGGAGGCUGAGGCAGGAGAAUCACUUGAACCCGGGAGGCAGAGGUUGCAGUGAGCUGAGUCCGAGCGACUGCACUCCAGCCUGGGCGACAGAGCGAGACUCCAUUUCAAAAACAAAGAAAAAGAAAAAAAAAAAGUCAAGCUGGGCCCCUAUCUACAGGGGGACACACAAGCUUAGUUUAGUAUAUGUCUAACCAGAUUUUGCAUGUCAAGCAUUUGUUCUUUUCCUGGCUUAUGUUUUCUUGUAGAAAUUAUAUAAACCCUAUCAUCCACUACUAGGUAAAUUUUUAAACCAUGCAGCUUUAUUACUCUCCUCCCCCAAAGAAUGUAGUUUGAAAUUUUCUCAUUUCUGUAGUAGAGGCCCCUAACUGCCAUUGUAUUACUAAUAAUGCAACAUGAAAUUGAAGGUGCCUAACUGCUCAAAAAACAAAAUCAACCAUCAUACUGUAACUCUGAGAUGAAUGAGAGGUGGCACAGGCACGAGUGGGCUCAGCCCGUGUGAGUGAGGAGAACUGAGGAAUCACGGGGUGCACAUCCUGCAUCCUGGCUGCACAUUUGCUGCAGAGCACGUGUUUCUUUCUUGCCUCCCUUCGGUUUUCUUCAGUUGCGUUCAGUGUACCUUCUGGAACCAAUAGUGCUCUCUGUUUUCAAGUCUCUCAAAUGCUAAGAUCUGAGCACAGGCAAGCAGCUUACACUAGGCUUUUUUACAGCUGUGCUUGAGAACAUUUCCAAGUGGACCAGGGCCUCGAGGAGCUGGUUUUUCAGCAAAUUUAGCAGAUGUGUGCAGUGAUUCCCUCCGUUUUGUAUUUGACACCUUCAUUUAAAAUGCUAAGAUGCAAUAUCAUUCAAAGUGGGGAAAAUGCAGAAUUGUGUUUCCUUUUUAUCCGUGUGAUUCCUUAAGAAACAUGUUUUUAAAAUAUGUGUUCUAAAUGGUUUUUUAUUCUGUAUUACUGCUUUGGCCAUGUGGCUCUCAUGACUUUCAUUGUACCAGAUUCUCAGCUCCCUGAAAUGUGGGGACGAGAAGCUCUGGAAUUACAGCAAGGUUUUUGUUCCAUGAGCGCAAUACUGUAUCAUUAACAUUUUUAAUGGUAUGGAUUUUAUACCAUCUCUGUAUGUUUGCAAAUAUUAAGUUAUUACAUGUUUUAAAAUGAGCGUUUUUCAUCCUAAAUUUUAUAUGUUUGCAAAUAUAUUUUUUUAAUAAAAUUUCAAAACCAAGUUUUAGCACCUAC
This is a messenger RNA of Mandrillus leucophaeus (drill), 6031 nucleotides long. It is a transcript of the gene DCP1A, whose product is annotated as decapping mRNA 1A. Gene Ontology annotation, molecular function: enzyme activator activity; mRNA binding. Gene Ontology annotation, cellular component: P-body. Gene Ontology annotation, biological process: deadenylation-dependent decapping of nuclear-transcribed mRNA; deadenylation-independent decapping of nuclear-transcribed mRNA; positive regulation of catalytic activity. NCBI's taxonomy places the organism in Eukaryota, Metazoa, Chordata, Mammalia, Primates, Cercopithecidae. The record is from RefSeq and is a predicted model, not a curated record. The transcript has 11 exons. The coding region runs from base 382 to 1914 and encodes 510 amino acids.